Molecule: messenger RNA, 2529 nt
Organism: Parnassius mnemosyne (clouded apollo)
Lineage: Eukaryota; Metazoa; Arthropoda; Insecta; Lepidoptera; Papilionidae
Source: the annotation of a GenBank genome assembly
CUGCGUGAAUUCCCAGAGAUAACUCGCCCUCCAGGUAUGCACUUACCAUACAAACACAGUACUCUUCACCAUAUCAGGACGACUACAGGACCUCCAGUAGCCAGUAAGCCUCGACGCCUGGAUCCACUUCGUAUGCAAGCGGCGAAGCAGGAGUUCUCAGACAUGCUUGCCAGCGGCACAGCCAGACCAUCGGAAAGCGCUUGGUCUUCUCCUCUGCACAUGGUAAAGAAAAAAGACGAUAGUUGGAGACCAUGUGGAGACUACAGAGCACUGAAUUAUAGAACGAUACGUGAUCGAUAUCCCAUCCGUCAUAUCCACGACUUUUCAUAUCAACUCACAGGCUGUUCUCUCUUUUCUACCAUCGACUUAGUCAAGGCGUACAAUCAGAUUGCUGUUAAUCCAGAUGACAUUAUGAAAACGGCGAUCACGACUCCAUUUGGAUUGUACGAAUUCCCAUUCAUGAAUUACGGCUUAAGAAACGCAGCACAGACCUUCCAGAGGUUCAUUGACGAGGUGUUGCUAGGACUCGAUUUCUGCUACGGAUAUAUAGAUGACAUCUUGGUAUUUUCGUCAUCCAUCCAAGAGCAAAAAAACCAUCUGCGGCAACUCUUUGAACGCCUAAAGCAGUACGACGUCGUGGUAAAAACUGACAAGUGUAUACUUGGCCAACCAGAAGUCACGUUCGUGGGAUACCACGUCUCAGCUGCAGGUACGAAACCACUAGAGUCCAAAGUCGAAACUAUCAGGCAAUACCCCGUUCCUAAAACGGUCAUAGAACUAAGACGUUUCUUAGGCAUGCUAAACCUCUACCGUCGCUUUGUUCCCAACGCAGCCCAACUUCAAGCACCGCUGAGUGACGUUUUCAAAGGCUCAAAAAUCAAAAGGUCUCAUCCGAUAGUCAUGACUCCGCAAUUACUUCGAGCCUUCGAAGACUGUAAGGAAUCACUAUCUCAAGCAACUCGUCUCGCUCAUCCAGACCCAGCUGCAGAACUAGCAAUAGUGACAGAUGCGUCUGAAACUGCCAUAGGCGCCGUGCUUCAACAACGGAAAGGUAAGGAUUGGGAACCACUUGCUUUUUACUCUCAUAAGCUCAGCAACGCACAGCGGAAGUACAGCCCCUACGACCGAGAGCUACUAGCUGUCUACGAAGCCAUCAAAUACUUCCGACAUAUGUUUACGACUGACCUUAAAUACUUACCUGGUAAGGAAAACUUAGUUGCUAACGCACUUUCUAGAGUAGAGGAAAUCACUACAGCUGUGGACUACGACGAUCUUGCACGAGCUCAGGACAAAGAUCCAGAAGUACAAAAUCUACUCCUUCAUGGCUCUACCCUUCAAUUGAAAAGGAUCAAUACUAUGAAUGGUAACUUACCUGUCUAUUGCGACACUUCUGUGCAACCGCCACGGCCUUAUGUUACUCCUCAGUUCAGAAAACAAGUUUUUGAUACAAUACACAGCUUACACCAUCCUGGAAGUUCAGCUAUUGUGCGAUUGGUCUCACAAAGAUACGUAUGGCCAGGGAUACGUAAAGAUUGUAGAGAGUGGUCUCGGCAAUGCUUCUCAUGCCAAAAGAACAAAAUCACCCGUCAUACCACGUACCCGCUUUCACCUUUCCCCACUCCCUCGUCGAGGUUUUCCCAUAUCCACGUCGACAUCGUAUGGCCCUUAAUUCUUACUUCUGGUUACAGAUAUUGCCUUACCGUCAUCGACCGUUUCACGCGAUGGCCUGAGGCAUACCCCAUGGUGGACGUCACGGCGGAGACCUGCGCAGCUGCUCUGGUGUCCGGCUGGAUAGCACGAUUCGGCUGUCCUGCAGUGGUGACUACAGACCGUGGUCGCCGAAUCGACAGGCAUCUCUUCAAAGCUCUCACCAAGUUGGUUGGUGCGCGUCACUUGCGCACAACCGCCUAUCACCCAGCUGCAAACGGUAUCAUCGAACGACUUCAUCGGCAACUCAAGGCGGCGAUCAUGUGCCAGACACCAUCGCAGUGGACGGAAGCCCUUCCACUGGUUCUCUUGGGCAUGCGCAACUCAUGGAAAGAAGAUCUCCAAGCUACCCCCGCCGAAUUGGUAUAUGGUCAAACUCUCAGCCUACCAGGCCAAUACCUAUCUCCAAUAGACGACUACACCACGGCAGACAUCACAGAGUACGUAACAUGUCUACGAUACUGCAUGGCCAAACUGACUCCCAAGCAGACAUCAUGGCACACCAGCACGACGACGCCAUUCUACAUACCACGGGACCUCCACACAUCCUCUCAUGUUUUUCUUCGCCGAGAUCAUGUUCGAGGCUCACUCGAACCACUCUACGACGGACCCUUCAAAGUACUAGACAAACAUGCCAAGUACUAUACUAUAGACAUAAGAGGAAAGAAAAACAACGUCUCUGUCGACAGACUAAAACCAGCGUACAUGACCAAAGAAAUCCAAGACCCGGAACCCAAAGUCCCUAUGGAACCUAUUGUCAACAUGGAGAAAAUCAUGCGGAGUGGCAGAAGACUGAGAUUUCCUCACUACUAUCGACCUUAG